Messenger RNA from Brienomyrus brachyistius, 5271 nucleotides. Its product is annotated as ubiquitin carboxyl-terminal hydrolase 25-like. NCBI's taxonomy places the organism in Eukaryota, Metazoa, Chordata, Actinopteri, Osteoglossiformes, Mormyridae. Gene Ontology annotation, cellular component: nucleus; cytosol. Gene Ontology annotation, molecular function: protein binding; cysteine-type deubiquitinase activity; cysteine-type endopeptidase activity. Gene Ontology annotation, biological process: protein deubiquitination; regulation of protein stability. The record is from RefSeq and is a predicted model, not a curated record.
GGCUCGAUUAAUGGAAAACGGAAACUCGAUUCCGUCGUUGCUUUACAGCAAAUCUCCCCGAGGUGCCCAGGGACGCAACUGCUAUGGUUUGUUUCUGUCGGUAAACGUUUAAUCGCUUUAGGUCUUUUCCUUUUUUACUGUAAAAUUGUAUUGUUACUCGGCCAUGACCGUGGAGCAGAAUGUCCUCCAGCAACAUUCACAGAAGCACCAGCAGUCACUGCUUAACCAGCUGAAGGAGGUCACCGGUACCACAGACGUCCGUCUCCUGCAGCAGGCACUACAGUUCUGCAACGGAGACUUAGCUGGAGCGGUUGCGUUUCUCACGGAGCGGAGUGCCAAGGUCCCGGAGCACGAUGAGGACGCUUCCUACCAGCCGGCGCAGAUCGGAAAUGACGGACACAUCAAUGUGGGCAGCCAGGCGGACACGAAUGUUAUUGAUCUGACGGGAGAUGACAAAGACGACCUCCAGAAAGCCAUUGCUCUCAGCCUGGAGGAGUCCAGCAGGACCCUCAGGGAGACGGGAAUCACAGACGAGGAGCAGGCCAUCAGCAGAGUCCUGGAAGCCAGCAUCGCGGAGAACAAGGCCAGCUUGCAGCAGACCGGUGAACAGGUGUGGAGCGACUCGCCCAACCCCUAUGAGAGGAAGAGGUGCGAGAACUGCCCAGUGGGGCUGAAGAACGUGGGCAACACCUGUUGGUUCAGUGCUGUCAUCCAGUCCCUCUUUCACCUACUGGAGUUCCAGAAGCUGGUGUUGCAGUAUACCCCCCCGGCAUGUGCCCACGAUCUGCCCCGAAACCAGAAGGAGCACCGGAAUCUACCCUUCAUGCAGGAGUUGAGAAAGCUCUUCUCCCUGAUGAUUGGCUCAGAAAGGAAGUAUGUAGACCCCUCCCAUGCUGUGGAGAUCCUGAAAGAGGCCUUCAAAUCCAGCGACUCGCAGCAGCAAGACGUGAGUGAGUUCACUCACAAAUUGCUGGACUGGUUGGAAGAUGCCUUCCAGAUGAAAGCAGAGGAGGAUAGGGAAGGAGAGCAGCCUAAGAAUCCGAUGGUGGAGCUCUUCUAUGGACGCUUUUUAGCUGUGGGUGUUCAUGAAGGUAAAAAGUUUGAGAACGCUGAGAUGUUUGGGCAGUACCCGCUCCAGGUUAACGGCUUCAACAAUCUGCAUGAGUGCUUGGAGGCAGCCAUGAUCGAAGGCGAGAUCGAGUCCUUACACUCGGAAAACUCUGCCAAGUCUGGACAGGAGCACUGGUUCACCGAACUCCCACCGGUCCUGACUCUGGAGCUCUCCAGGUUUGAGUUCAACCAGGCCCUGGGAAGGCCAGAGAAGAUCCACAACAAACUAGAGUUCCCCCCCUUGCUCUAUGUGGACAGGUAUAUGGACAAGAACAAAGAAGUUACAAGAAUGAAGCGUGAGGAGAUCCGGAGGCUCAAAGAGCACCUAACCCUGCUCCAGCAGCGCCUGGAGAGAUAUCUUAGUUACGGUUCGGGCCCCAAGAGGUGCCCUCUGGCGGACGUCUUGGAGUACACCAUGGAGUUUGCCUCCAGCAAACCCGCGUGCAGUUUACUCCUGGAAAACACAGAUGCCAGCGGUGCCCCACCUGGUGGGGCAGCCGCGCCAUUGCAGCCAACUCCAAGUGUGACAGAGCUGGAUCCUGCCGUGGGCUGCCAGGCCCCGGUCAAUGCCCUCCCUUCCCAGCAGAGGGCACCGGUGCACAAGCCCUUCACUCAGUCGCGUCUCCCUCCGGAUGAGCCUGCGCACCCCGCACCCCGUCAUAUAUCAGAGGAGGAGCUGAGUGUGUUGGAGAGCUGCCUGCAACGCUGGCGGAACGAGGUGGAGGGCGACAUUCAUGACUUGCAGAGGAGCAUCGCAAAGAUACAGAGAACCACAGAGCUCAUGUACUCCGAAAAAACCAUGACGCAAGUUCCAUACCGGCUGCAUGCGGUGCUGGUCCAUGAGGGCCAGGCCAAUGCCGGCCACUAUUGGGCAUACAUCUAUAGCUCUCGACACCGGUGCUGGAUGAAAUACAAUGACAUCUCGGUCACUGAAUCCUCCUGGGAGGAGUUGAUGCGGGAUUCUUUCGGAGGCUACCGCAACACCAGUGCCUACUGCCUGAUGUACAUCAACGACAAGAAGCCGUUUCUAAUAGAAGAGGACUCUGAUGAGGUGAUGGAUCAGCCGCUGACUGGACUGGACAAGCUGCCGGCGGACUUGAGGGCUUAUGUAAAAGAGGACAACCAGCUGUUUGAGAAGGAGCUGCGGCAGUGGGACACGCUGCAGGAGAAGCGGAAGGCCAGAGCAGUAGUUCCAGCCUCGAUGAUGGGCCCCUCCUGGCCCAGGAACCUGGAAUCCAGCCCUUCUGCAGCCCCUCAGCAGUACAUGGAACAGCCAUCUUCUCUGUACACCUGCGAGCACCUGAAGGCAGACACAGAGAGGGCCAUCUCCCAGGCCGCAGCCGAGCAGCACGACAGCGGCCCGGAGGCCGUGCUGAAUGCACUUACUGGUGAACGCGUGCCCUCAUACCCUCAGCCAGAAGCACUGGCAGUGUUGGCUCUAAAGAUGGCCGCCUCGCUGACCUUUGCUCCUCAGCCUUUGGUCGAGGACCCCACCCCCCGACUUGUGGUUGAGUUACCUAAAGUCCCAGUGUCCAGUGAUCAAUUUCAGGUCAAAAGGCAGUGCGGUGCAUUAAUUCCUAUUCCGGAUGUGCUCAGCAAACAAGGAGCCGUCGACCGUCCUAUUCAGGAAGUGGUCAUCAGGUCCUUACCUGUUGCCAAGGGGUACACCCCUGCACCCUUUACUACCCAACCUGUGAUAGACAGGCCUGUAAGCCAGUCCUCUACUGAUGAGCUUAUUGCUGUUGGAUCAACUGGCCCACCCUCUGGAGUUCAGCUUGUGGUAGAGAUGCCUGCUGUUCUGCCCCCUGAUUCUCAGCCAACUAUAGAGGUUUCUGCUGCCCCUUCCUCUGAUUUUCAACCUACAGUAGAGUUGUCCACUCCCUCGCCCUUUCAAUCUCAACCAAUGAUACCAGUGUCCACUGCCUUGUCCCCUAAUGCUCAACCAGCAGUAGAGAUGUCUGCUGUCCCACCCACCAAUGCUCAGCCUGUACCAGAGGUAUCUACUUCCCCACCUCCUGAUACACAACCUGUAGUAGAGGUGUCCUCUGUUCUGCCCCCUGAUUCUCAACCAAUGGUAGAGGUGCCCACUGUCCCGCCCCCUGAUUCUCAACCAAUGGUGGAGGUGCAAGCUACUCCGCCCAUUGAGGCUCAGCUUACAGUAGAGAUUUCUGCUGCUCUGCCCCUUAAUGCUCAACCUACAGUAGCGGUAUCAACCCUGCCUCCUACUUUGGUGGAUGGAUCCAUUAUCCCGCCCCCUACAAAGGUGAUUGGAUCCCGUCACCUACUCCCUGAUUCUGACCCAGUAGUGGAAGGAACCACAGGCCUUCCUGAGCAACGUUGGGUCAAGGUGGCCACCCACCACAAGGGGGCGUGUGUCUCACGAUUGCCAGCGGGCGGGUAUGAUGACGAGGACAUUCUGACCCCGAGCAUGCAGGGAAUAAUCCUGGCCGUUGGCAGGGCCCGGAGCGUGUACGAGAAAUACGGCCCCGAGGCAGCCUUCUUCAAGGCCAUCAAAGCGGAGUAUGCCCGUCUGCUCCAUCUGGCCUGGGAGGGCACCCAACCCGAAAUUGACCUUCGGAUACAGUACGUCAUGGUCUACCUCAUCCAGAACCAGGCGCCCAAGAAGAUCCUGGAGAGGACUCUACUCACGCAGUUUACUGACCCCAGCUUGGGCUACGACGAGCGAUGUAAGAACAUAAUGAAAGUUGCACGUGCAAAGCUGGAUCUUAUAAGGCCGGAUGAAGUAAAUAUGGAACAAUACGAGAUUUGGCAUCAGGAGUAUAGGAACUUUAGGGAGACCACAAUCUUCCUGAUGAUUGGUCUGGAACUGGUCCAGAAGAGAAGCUAUGUUGAGGCGCUACCGUACCUGAUCUACUCUUAUCAGUGCAACAAAGCGUUGCUCUCCAAGGGCCCUUACCGAGGGCAUGACGCGGAGCUGAUCGCCCAUCACAGGAGAGCGUGUCUGCUCAAGCUGAACGAGCAGGCGGCAGCCCUUUUCGAGUACGGAGAGGAGCCGGAGGUGAGCGACGGCCUGAACGUCAUGAAGCAGCUGGUGGUGCCAUGCCUGCCCCUGCUGCUGACCGACGAGGGCAAGGAGAAGGAUGUGGCCGCCGUGGAGGACAUCAGGAACCGCUGGUGUUCCUACCUGGGCCGGGAGAUGGACCCCAAACUUCAGGAGACCUUGACAGAUUUCCUCCCCAAGCUGCUGGACUGCUCGACAGAGAUGAAAAGCUUUAGCGAGCCGCCGCGGCUGCCCUCCUGGUCCACCCCGGAGCUGUGUGCCCGCUUCAGCCACGUCAUGACCUCGCUGAGGCGGACGCCUGCCGACGGGAGAUGAGCUCUGCGACCCGUCGGGGUUGCCCGUCCGCGCCUGUCUGCAGAAUUCUAUUUUUAAACCCGCACUUUUCUUCAACCAGGUCACACUGUCCUGCCCAUUUUUUGUUUGUUUUUUUUGUAUUUUACUUUUGUUGCGACAGGCUUUAUUAUUGUUAGCAUCAUGCUACUAAGUGCUACGUGAGAGAUGGACAUGGACUGUGAUAUAUAUAUAUAUAUAUAUAUAUAUAUAUAUAUAUAUAUAUAUAUAUAUAUAUGAAAUUAGAAGGAGACAACACUGCAUCCAGCCGCGAAAACACUGCUGACGCUGUCCGUCGGGACAACCUCCCCUCCAACUUGCUCCUAAAUUCUCAAUGAACGAAAGAGAAAAGACUGCAGCCCUGACCCCAUCAGUGUUAAUGUUCUCUUUUCUUCCGUUGUAGAUUGGAGUGGGGUUUGAAUAUUUAUCACCAGGUUUUAUAUCUACUGUGCAACUCUUCAGUCCUGAGGACCACAAUCAAUGAAUUUUAAGCACAGUAUUACUUGCCGAUGACACUCAACAACCAAAAUAAAUACAUUUCUAUUGAUGGCCCUUUUUCAGGCCUAAUAAUUCUGCUGUACUCUUUCAUCUUAAUCCUUAUCACUACCCCCCCCCCCCCCCAAAGGGUUUGCCUAAUUUCUGUGGUUGUAACGAUUACAGGGUGAUGGCAAGCGUCAGGAAAUAAGGUGGAAAAUUCGCGCAGCAAAGACACAAUGAUCUUAAUUUCUUAAAUUGUCUACAAAAUGUUUGCUCUUCUCCUUUACCUUAAUAAAGGCUGUGGCCAUUGACUGAAAGUACGCCACAUUAAA